Molecule: messenger RNA, 897 nt
Organism: Rasamsonia emersonii CBS 393.64
Lineage: Eukaryota; Fungi; Ascomycota; Eurotiomycetes; Eurotiales; Trichocomaceae
Product: Voltage-gated potassium channel subunit beta-2
Exons: 4
Coding region: 1-897 (298 amino acids)
Source: RefSeq, a predicted model, not a curated record
AUGGCGGACCUCCCUCCAAUGGAAUAUCGCUUAUUGGGCCGGACAGGGCUCAAAGUCUCGGUCCUGGCCCUGGGCAGUUGGCUCACAUAUGAGACGGCGUUUGCCUGUCUGAAAGCGGCGUAUGACGCGGGCAUCAACUUCUUCGACACGGCAGAGGAAUACGCUGCAGGCCAGGCCGAAGUCCUGCUGGGCAAGGCCAUCAAAAAGUACGGAUGGAAGGAGAACCACCUGGUGACUUCGACGAAGAUCUGCCCUACGUCGACAUCGUCUUCACUCAUCGCCCAGACCGCCAGACUCCGAUGGAGGAGAUUGUCUGGGGCUUCAACUACCUCAUCCACACCAGAAAGGCCAUUCACUGAGGCACAUCCGAGUGGUCUGCCAGCGAGAUUGCAGACGCAUGUGGUCGAGCAGCCGCAGUACAACCUACUCAAGCACAAGCACGUGGAAAGGGAAUAUCGCUGGCUGUACAAUGCGCCUCACGGGCUGGAAUUAACCGUGUUCGCGCCGAUCAAGAUGGGCAUUCUCACGGGGAAAUAUAAUGAUAUGGCCGCAUCUUUGCCAGAUAGCAGGAUGGCAGCAGGAGACAAGCUCAACGAGUUUGUCAAGAGCUUUGCCGCAUCCUUUGGAAACAAAACCUGGCAGAAGAGACUGGCUGUUGUGGCAGGAUUGAAACCGAUUGCCAACGACCUGGAAUGUUCCCUCCCGCAGCUGGCGUUGGCCUGGGUGCUGAAGAACCAAAACGUGUCAUCCUUGAUCAUGGGCGCGUCUAGACCGGAGCAGAUUGCAGAAAACGUGCGCGCGCUGGAAGUGGCAAAGAGGUUGACGCCGGAUGUCAUGGCGAGAAUUGAGGAUGUCGUCCAGAACAGGCCAAAAGAGGAGCCGUUGCGAUUUGAGUAG